AUGGAACUUAAAGAAGUUUGUAUUCAGUUAGAUCAAUUACUUAUGGACUAUUUCAAAAAUCUAAAACAGCUGUAUGCAGAACGGUCUAUUUUAGAUCAGUAUAUGAAAGAUGGAUUUCUGAACCUGUCUCGGGCACGGUAUAAUAUGGGAGUUAAAGCUGUUGGUACUUCCCAAUUUAGUGAUUCUAUGGUGGCUUUGACUAAGGUCGACGUAAAUGACAAAGAACAGAAAUCUUCAGAGAUGUUUCAAGUGCAUUCAUUGAGAGCUCAAACCACCAAAAAGCUAGAGAACUCUUUAAGGAAUAGAAAACAGGGACCAGAAAAUAUCGAUGGUGUGGAAUCGGGCAAGUCUGAAGAUCCAGUUCCAGUUGAUCCAAUAAAAUGGUUUGGAGUCCUGGUGCCGCAAAAUUUACGUAAAAGUCAACAGGGUUUUAAAGAUGCUGUAACUAUUUCAGUCUCCAUAGCCAACUUACAACAGACUUUGUCUUCUCUUCAAUUAGAAUAUAGACAGUUGUUAAAAACUAAAUCUAAAUUAAUUAAAACAAAUGACGAAUAA
Lottia gigantea (owl limpet) is the source of this 555-nucleotide messenger RNA. RefSeq lists its product as hypothetical. Lineage: Eukaryota; Metazoa; Mollusca; Gastropoda; Lottiidae. The record is from RefSeq and is a predicted model, not a curated record. Bases 1 to 555 code for a protein of 184 amino acids. The transcript has a single exon. Gene Ontology annotation, cellular component: extrinsic component of endoplasmic reticulum membrane. Gene Ontology annotation, biological process: vacuolar proton-transporting V-type ATPase complex assembly.